Molecule: messenger RNA, 2248 nt
Organism: Phalaenopsis equestris
Lineage: Eukaryota; Viridiplantae; Streptophyta; Magnoliopsida; Asparagales; Orchidaceae
Product: cytochrome P450 734A5-like
Exons: 7
Coding region: 164-1846 (560 amino acids)
Molecular function (GO): monooxygenase activity; iron ion binding; heme binding
Source: RefSeq, a predicted model, not a curated record
UUAUCUUCCAUAAGAAAGAAUCUAUGCUCUGAGAACCCCACCGAAUGCCGAAGUUCCACGCAGCCAUGAGAAUGUCAUCGCCAUUGACGCCGAGCUCCACAAAAGCAUUGAAAGUAUAUCCAACCACUUACUAUCUCUGAGUGUUCCUCUCGAUGAGGCGGCUAUGGAUGACUGUGAUACUGCAGCUCCAUACACUCUUCUAGGGCUUCUUAUCCGCGGCGGCGACGGUGGAUGUAUUGGUUUUAUGAGGGACUAUGCGGCGCGGGGGACGAACGCGCUGCUUUGGGUGGGGCUUAUCUCGAUUACCUUCUUGCUUUUGCAGAAGCUUGCGAGGCUGGUGAGGUUAUGGAGACAGGGGAGCAGGAUUCCUGGUCCUCCCACUCCUUCCUUCUUUGGUCACUCUAAGGUUAUUGUGGAUGGCGGGGUUGGUCAGAAUCUGAUAGAUUAUUUAUCCAAGAUGCAUGAGAUAUAUGGACCCAUUGUGAGAUUAUGGCUUGGACCUACUCAGAUGCUAGUCUCAGUGAAGGAUAUUGCUAUGAUUGAAGAUAUGCUUGUAAAGGCAGAGGAUAAGUUACCACUGAUUGGAAGGGCAUUCCGUCUUGCUUUUGGUAGAUCCACACUUUUUGUCUCCUCCUUUGAAAAGGUCCAAAGAAUACGGGAGUCCUUGGAAGCAUACAUGAACGAGAAUUUGCUUGAGCGAAUGAAUCAAGUUCCUGGAAAGGUGGUUGAAUGCAUCUCGGAAAGAUUCGAUUCUAUCAUCACUAAAGAUGUUUGUGAUAGUAGACGUGUUUCUCAGCACAUUGCGUAUUACAUUCUUGGUUCUUCAAUGUUUGGUGAUGCUUUUAUGAACUGGUCGAAUGCUCCUCUAUAUGAGGAGCUUCUUGUUACAGUUGCUAAGGAGGCGUGCUAUUGGGCUUCAUAUCGGAUUCCUCCUUUUUGGAGCAGGAGAUAUUGGAAGUACUAUUUUACAUGCAAAAGGUUGAAGGAAUUGAACGAAAAUAUUAUCGACAAAAGCCUGAGAAAUAGAAAUGUAGCGACAAAAUGUAAUUGGAAUUUGUGUGAGGUGUCGGUUUUUGGAAGAGAAAGGGUAGAUGGUGCUGCUUGUUUUAUGGAUGCGAUGAUGUUGGGGGGGAGCUUGUUCAAUGGGAAGACAGAAAAACAUAAUUUUUCGAAAGAAGAAGAAUGCGGUAAUAUCUUAGGUUUGAUGUUCCAUGGUUAUUUGACAACCGCGAGCUUGAUUAACAACAUUUUAACAAGGCUUUCGCUAUGCCCGGAACUGCAAGAGAAUAUUUAUUGUGAAAUUGCCUCAUUGAAGAAGAAAACGAGCGAUUUGGAUCGGUCUGAUGUGCAAAAGAUGAAUCUUCUGUUGGCGACUUUGUAUGAAUCAGCCCGCCUUCUUCCACCUGGUCCUUUCCUUCAAAGAUGUUCUCUAAAGCACGAUUUGAGACUUAAAUCCAGUAUAACUGUUCCAGCAGGAACAAUUCUUGUAGUUCCUCUGCCACUAGUUCAUAUUGAUUAUUCAAUAUGGGGGAAAGAUGCAGACCAGUUUAAUCCUCGGCAUUUCUUACCAAAGACUUGCUCAAAUAAAGAUGGUACAUUAGACAAGCAUGAUGUUCCGAAAGAAAUUACAAGUGAGCACCAAAUAGAUGGGUCAUUUCUUUCUUUUGGCUGUGGUUCAAGAUCUUGUGUUGGGCAGAAGUUUGCAAUUCUCGAAAUUGCAGCAUUAUUUGCAUCAUUGCUUAGUGAUUAUGAGAUAAGGCUUCAUCCUGCAUCUGACAAUGACUUCAGGGCCACAUUAGAUGGGUGUUGCCCCAACAUUUUCUUCAUCAAAAGAAGCAAGAUCUGAAUAUCUAUUUUUUCUCAAAAAUAGAUCAAAAUAAUCAGAUAAGAAAUAUUUCCCUUUUAGCUUUCUCCUGCUGUAUCAUACUGACAAAGCAGAGUGAGGGGAAUCUGUUUGAUUAUGCUUUUCUUCACUGUUUCUCCUCCCAAGUUUUUAACAUCUCCCAGAAAUCUUUGCCCUUCCUUUUUUUUAAGAACAUGGAAGCAGUUGGGAGCUGUUACGCCAAGAGGAGUGUAGACAUGGACUUCCAAGUGUUUUUCCUCCCAGGGGGUUUGUUGUAAGACUUAUUGUUCUUAGAGGUCUUAUGUGAAAAAUUGUUGUUAUGAAAAGUUUUUGGCUUUGGCCUUUUGUUUGAUUGUAAACUUUAAAAAAGUUUAUUGUAAAUAUAAGUUUUUGUCUUGUGGACCA